UUCAAAAGAAUCUAAGCUUUUAAACGAUACGAUUACUUACUUUUUAUGAAUUCGUUAACCACGUAUCAAUUUUAAAUUAGAAAAAUGUCAAAACAAAUACUCUCAUUUCAAAUCGGGCAGUGUGGAAACUCAAUUGGGCUGCAAUUUUGGCAAAACAUGGCUUUGGAACAUGGUUUGAACUUGGAGGGCCAAAUUGGACCUUCAAAUUUUCUACAGGGAAUUGACAACAAGAAUAGUUUCUUCCAUGAGUUAGACUCUGGGCUACUAGUCCCACGAUGUAUCAUGCUAGAUCUAGAGCCUCGAGUCAUUCAUAACAUACGUAAUUCUGCGUGCAGGAAGCUAUUUGAUGCGCAGAACAUGUUCAUCGGGCAGGAUGGUGGUGGAGCAGGGAACAACUGGGCUACAGGCUUCAACCAAUCUCAGAAAUACAAAGAGAUUCUUUUAGAUUUGAUUCAGCGUGAGACAGAGACAAUGGAUUGUCUUGAGGGAUUUUUAAUUACCCAUGCUAUUUCAGGAGGAACAGGAGCUGGUAUGGGUUCUUCCGUAUUGGAGCUCCUCACUGAGGUGUAUCCCAAAAAAACUAUACAAACGUACAGUGUUUUUCCAACCUCUGUAAGCCAAGUGUCUGAAUCGGGAUUGAAGGAAGGUCAGUACACGGACGUGGUUAUAGAACCUUACAAUUCAUUGCUUACACUUAUGAGAUUGACCAACUAUGCGGACAGUGUUAUAGUAUUGGACAACUUGGCUUUACACAAUAAAACAUCAAAAUCUAACUUCCUCCCCCUUCCAUCUUUUGCUAAUAUCAAUAAAGUCGCUUCCGAUGUAAUGACAGCUUCUCUAGGCCCAAUCAGAUACCCCGGCAUGAUGUUCAACUCACUGAGUGAGGUGGUACUUGCCCUCACACCUGCUCCUAAAUUUCACUUCCUCAUGACUGGGUACACACCUCUCAGGUCUUUUAACUCACCAGCUUCCGUGAACGUCGUCAAAACGUCAAUAGAAUCAGUGUUAAGUCAUCUGGGAAAGAUGAAUAAUAUGUUAGUUUCUAUCAAAUAUCCCAAAAUAUCUCGUCACGGUUAUAUUUCUGUUUUUAAUGUUAUCCAAGGAAAUAGUCAUAAAGAAAAUCUGGGAGUGUUGAAAAAUAGUCGCCAAGAGUUUUUACAGAAGGCAAGUUAUCUAGCUUGGGCAAAGCCCAUGUCUCUGUACCAGACAACAUUAUGUCCGUGGUCGCCCUACCAAACUCAUCCCAAUCGUGUGUCAGGGCUCAGUAUGGUGAACCAUUCGGCCAUUGUCAGCUUCUUCUACAGCACACUUACACAGUUUGGCAAGCUCUACUCACGUAAAGCCUAUAUAACACAGAUGAUGAGUCUUUCUGGUUUCGAUGACCUUGAAAAUGAACUGGAACUUUGUAAGACUUCUUGUGAAGAUCUUAUUUUAGAAUAUGAGUCAGCGUUAACAAGUAAUUAUUCUAGUAAUAUGUCCAACUGACUGAAAUAUGCUCUACAAAGUGUGUAAAGGUGUUUUGGUUGUCCGUAUAGGCCUAAGCACGGUAUGUACAAUAGAGGCAUCAUAGUUAGUCUAAAAAUUCAGUAUAAUAUAUUCUGCAUUCUUUGCAUUUUUCUGAAUUAAAACAUGUAAACAAUAAAAAAUUUCACUCCUAAUAUAUAUUAUAACUCUAAUAAAUA
Molecule: messenger RNA, 1682 nt
Organism: Macrosteles quadrilineatus (aster leafhopper)
Lineage: Eukaryota; Metazoa; Arthropoda; Insecta; Hemiptera; Cicadellidae
Product: tubulin gamma-2 chain-like
Exons: 1
Coding region: 85-1485 (466 amino acids)
Biological process (GO): mitotic sister chromatid segregation; meiotic spindle organization; mitotic spindle organization
Cellular component (GO): centrosome; spindle; nucleus
Molecular function (GO): structural constituent of cytoskeleton; GTP binding
Source: RefSeq, a predicted model, not a curated record